AUGGCAUUGCCUCUUUAUAUACAAGUGUGGCCCGAGCAAAGGGUUCUACGCUUCCCAUAUUGUUUCACAGGCCCCGCCCUCCUCUACGCCCCUGGGUAUCAUGCCCCCUUCGAUGUCUGCGACCUCGUCACCGACAACUGGCGGGAGAUCGACGACGACCCCAAGUGCCACGACAUCAUGCACUGGCCGGGCGACGACCCCGACGACUAUUACAACGGCAGCAUACACUGUAAUGCCACAGUGUUCUGCGCCAUAGACCGAUGUGACCACCUCGACAGCCAUGGUGGCCCUUUCCUCGUGGCCCUGGUGGGAUCUGCGGAUGAAGGAAGCAUUACCCUCGCCACUGUCUACUCGUCGGAGACUCGUCAGUGGAGCGACAUGAUCUCCGUUCAGACCCCGGGUCUUCAAAUCGAUACCGGGGGGCGCACUGCUGUGGUGGGAAAUAAUAAGGUAUAUGUCCCCAAUUAUGAGGGUGACAGCGUCGUGGAGUACAACAUUCGUGAGCAACAACUGUCUGUGAUCAAGGCGCCAGAGAUCCUGGACCAGGGAUACCAUGACCUCCUGGGUGUGGAGGAUGGCAUGCUGCUGUUUGCGUCAGUGCGCAAGCCUAGACUCUAUCUAUGGUCAAUGGAGGCUGGUCCUGGAGGAGCUGCGGCAUGGGCACGACGCAGGGUCGUCGAGCUCGAGCCGUUGCUCCCUCCUCGUGCCCUCUUGGACAUGUCGAGCCCGGAUGCGUGGACGGUUGGUUUUGCUGAAGGAGUUAGGGUAAUCUUCCUCAGAACUCCGGCUGGGUUGUACGCAGUUGAGCUUAAUUCAGGCCGAGCCAACAAGAUGGGUGAAUUUAGCAUUGAAAAGGUCAUGCCCUACACGAGGUUCUGCAUUGGAGCAUGGGGCCGGUUGCCGGCCUCCGAUGAAGCGCGACACGCAGUUGCUGGUGUUACGUUGAUGUAA
This is a messenger RNA of Triticum dicoccoides, 951 nucleotides long. RefSeq lists its product as uncharacterized. The coding region runs from base 1 to 951 and encodes 316 amino acids. NCBI's taxonomy places the organism in Eukaryota, Viridiplantae, Streptophyta, Magnoliopsida, Poales, Poaceae. The transcript has 2 exons. The record is from RefSeq and is a predicted model, not a curated record.